Molecule: messenger RNA, 6302 nt
Organism: Ylistrum balloti
Lineage: Eukaryota; Metazoa; Mollusca; Bivalvia; Pectinida; Pectinidae
Product: secretory carrier-associated membrane protein 1-like
Exons: 9
Coding region: 110-1162 (350 amino acids)
Biological process (GO): protein transport
Cellular component (GO): trans-Golgi network membrane; recycling endosome membrane
Source: RefSeq, a predicted model, not a curated record
AUCUGCCAUCUUUCCAACUCACCGACACCUGUAAAUAAAUCCAGGAAAUUGUGGGAGUCAGACGCAAGCUUUACUAAUUCGUCGGUCUUGGGUUGCUUGAUAUUUAGCCAUGUCAGACUUUGACAGCAAUCCCUUCGCCGACCCAAAUGCGGCAAGCCCGUUUGCGGACCCUUCGGUACAGCAGGCAACACAAGGAGGACAAGGAGGAAGACAAGGAGGACUAGAUGAUUACAAUCCGUUUGCUGAUGGAGGCAACCAGACACGGCCUGCGGCAGGGGGACAGAACAGAGGUGGUAUUCCCCCUCCCCAACCCUCACAGCCUGGGGGUCAGCCAGCCAUCAUGCAGCCAUCAGAAGAGCCUCCACCGUACUCUGCCACCUCUGCCCAGAGAGUCAAUACAGAUGAUCUCCAAAAACGACAAGAGGAACUAGAAAAGAAGGCAGCAGAACUCCAGAGAAAGGAACAGGAAAUGAGAAACAUGCAGUUUCAAGAGCGACAGAACAACUGGCCCCCAGUCCCUAGUUGUUGUCCAGUAGGCCCAUGCUUUUACCAAGACUUCAGUGUCGAUAUUCCUCUUGAAUUCCAAAGGACAGUCAAACUUGUCUACUAUUUAUGGAUGUUUUACUGUAUAACUCUGUUCCUGAAUGUGCUAGGAAGUCUUGCCUACUUCAUUGCGGACGGGGAUGGUGGUGCCACAUUUGGGUUGUCUCUCGUCUGGUUUGUGCUGUUUACCCCUUGUUCCUUCAUCUGUUGGUACAGACCCUUGUACAAAGCAUUCAGGAGUGAUAGUUCCUUCAACUUCUUUGUUUUCUUCUUCAUCUUCUUUUUCCAAUUCAUUGUCUGUGUUAUCCAGGCCUUAGGAAUUACAAACUUUACAGUAGGGUGGAUUAAUUCUCUCGGUAUCGUUGGCCAACACACAUUCUCGGGAGCAGUGAUGUUAUUCAUUUCAUUUUUCUUUACUAUAUGCGCUGUUAUACAGAUCGUCAUGCUGAUCAAGGUGCAUAGAAUAUACCGAAGCACAGGGGCAAGCUUUACCAAAGCUCAGAUGGAGUUCUCUCAAGGUGUAAUGAAGAAUGAAGCUGUGCAAAAUGCCGCAUCUACUGCAGCACAAGGAGCAGUCAAAGGAAUGGCCAAUCAGUAUGGCACGUCAAACAAGUACUAGACUACACUGAGGAACCAACUGCACCCUUUCCAGUAGCAUACAAGUUCUUAAUGACUGUGACCAUCACAGUAGAGGGAACAAGAUAUUCGGGAAUAGUACUGUCUUGUGAUGUUGCUGAAAAUUUACCUGGUGUGUAUGGCCAGGUAUUGAGUACGUGCUAUGGUAAUUGUGAAGGCUGGACCUGGACGAUGUGAGAUGGUACUCUUAAAUAGCAUUGUUGUGGUUGUUCUCCAGUUAUCUCCCUUGUGUGAGCAGGAAGCUCUCAAUGCCACACAUACACCUGAUGAAAUGUUCUGAUUAACUGUGAAAUGAAAAACUUUGUUGUUGUUACAACAAACAUUGACUAGAAACUGUUUACUUUGAAAUUGAUGCUUAUAUGACCCUUUGGCUGAUUGGAUGUAGUUGAUUUAUUUCUUUUAUCAUUAGAGGUGUACUCAGAUAAUUUGUAGAAAAACAGGGGAUAGAAAAUAAAUGGUUAAAAUAGAAUUUUGUCAUAAAGGUUCUUCAAUUUUGAUAUUGUAACAUAAUGCAAAACCUAUUCAUAAUUAAAUGCAUAUGUUUUACUUUUCUACAUUAAACAUAAAGAUGUUAAAUGGCGAGAUAGUACAUGAAGGGAAACAUAAAAUGACAUUAUGUCUAGGUCUUUACAACACCUGAUAUAUUGCCAACAAACAUAUCAGUGCUAUUUAAGGUCUAUCAUGAGAUACAAAAUAUAAGAGAUUGUUUUCAGUCUUAUAUUCCACAAAUUGAAUUUUACACUAUAUUAUGAUGUGUAUAUAUGGGCGUGUGUCAGUAGACAGUCGUGAGGUAUGAAAGAUAAGCUUAACUUAUUCAUGUAGUGUGAUAUUAUAGUACUGUAAUCCUGUUAAAUGUUUGCUCUGCAAGAGAAAUAGGAAAGAUAGAGACUAGAUUCCAAUCGAUGUGAAAUCUAUCACAUAACACUACUCUGCAGUUAAUUGUUAAAAGUAUAAUUGCCUGUCUGAUUUGUUUCAACUAUGAAUAUAAAGAAAAUAAUCAAUGUGGCAUUGCCUGGUUAUGAUAAAAUCUUGUGAGUUAUCUGGAAAAUUUAGUUUGUGGAGACAGAAAUGUAGCCAGAGAUUUGGUGUCCUGGAAUGAAAUGUGGAGAUUUUAGAGUUUGUGGAUUGGAAUGUAGUUGAGGUGUUGAUGUUCUGAUGUGUCUAAAUGUUACAAUCUGUCACUCUCUUAGCCAGAUAGGUGUCGUCAUUUUUCCCGUUUCAUUUUAUUCUCUUUAGGUGAAGAUGUCAAAUAGUGAUAUGAAUUAAGAUAUAUCUUGUAAAGCGGUUUUAGGUUGGUGUAUAUGAAGUGCUAUUCAAUUAUCAAGUACAUUAUUGUCCAUUGACACGGAAGUUCAGACUUUUCACAUUAAGCUGAUUUAUAAAUAUGUAUAUUUUUUUUCUUUAUUCAUGAUUUAUUCAUUCAAAGUAAAGGAAUUAGGAUCAAAUGAAGUAAUACUAUUCUUUAACUACUUAACAGUGAAAAUUGGAUUUUUAAAAAACUAGUGAAGCCAAAGCUAAAACAUUUUUUUCUUAUUUACUGAAGUUGUCUGAUUUCAGUUUUGAUUGGGGAGUUUUGUUUGUAUUCAAUCAGGUAACAUUUUGAUAUUAAUGCUGUUGUUUUUACUUGGCUGUGUUUCAUUGAUUGAAUCAUUUCUUAUUGUUAAUUAAGUACACAUGUGUGUUAGCACAGAUUUUAUCACCCAUAACUAACGUUAUAUAUAUUCAAUAAUCCAGUUUUUUUUCUAUUUUCUGUAGAUGCAAUGUCUAUAGUGUAAGUGCUGCUUUUAUAUUCCAUCUGAAGAGACUUACUUGUAACAGCAGUAGGAAUAAUUGUCUUUUGUAAGUUGAGUUAUAACUAAAAUUCAAACUUAAGUACAAAAUGUUAUUUAUUUAAGCGGUUGUUAACUAAGCUUAUAAAACAUUUUGCUUUUCAUUGUUGUUGAAUCGGAUUUCUGCUGUUGGAAAUACCUAUAGAAUCUGUAUCAGUCAGAUCUAUUAAAUUAGAUACAGGGGUUACAUUUGUUAUCAAAUUCUGAAAGGUUAGACUGGAUUAUAGACAAACACAUUGGCCUGAUAGUGUUUUAUGCUGAUUUUGGUCACCGAUAGAUGAACAAUUUGUGUGAUGUGAACAAAAACCCUUGUAAUUGGUAUUACAGAACUGAGAUUAUUAAAAACCUUUAAAGGCACAUGUUACGUGUAUGUUUCAUUUUUGAAGAUAAACAAUAUCAUAUUUUUUCAAGCUCAUAAAUGAAGGUAUGGAGUUGGUAGAGUUGAUCUGAAUGUUACUGUGCUAGUGUAUAGAAACUUUCUUACUCAGCAGCAGAUGAUUAGGUAUGUCUAUUGUAUGGUUAGAAAGUACAUUGUUAAUGCUGUGUUUUAGUACUUAAUAUCAUGUUCUUUAACAGGUAUUCUUUAUAAAGUGGAAUCAAACCCUCUUAAACAGAUUAAACAGUUAAUUUAGUAUGUGACCCAUUCUUGGGCAAAAAGUAAGAAUUUUAUGUCCUUGUUGUGAAAUAAACUGGGAUCAAAGUAUUUAACUCUCAGUCUGUCAGACUUUGGUAACAUUUAGCACAGGGAUCUGUUUCUCUGUCAGCAGUUCAGAAGGAACUUCUUACAUUGAUACCUUCAUCAGUUUUUCUAAUUUGUUUUAUUGUGUUGUUAAAAGCUUGACUAUUUUACAUUUCUGACACAUUUUGAAUUUUGAUAGUUUUCAGAUUUGCCUGAAAGAUGUAAUAGAAAGUUUUUCUGUAAGUCUCAGAUUCCAGGAGUGUCUAGUUAAGUCUCAAAUGAAGUACUGAUUUUCUGUGGAUUAUAACUAGUAACUAGAAAGACUUUAGUCACGUAAAACUUCAUUUACACUCAAGUAUUAAACCAAUCUUUUCAUUUGAGUAUUUUUAUGGUACAUGUAUUGAUUUCAAAUUCUGAAGAAGAACGAGUGUUUGUACUGAUUGUAUUAAGUUGUAGGAUUGUUGGGUUAUAUUUAUAUGACCAUGAACCAUUGAUAUAUAAAGGUGAGACAAACAUUCCAGAUUUUCAUCGCCCAUAAUCACUUAACAGUGCUCAUUCAACUACCGCUGAUAUUCUUGCAUCAGGAAGACCCUGUUUUAGUUAAGCCAACAACCUGAAUGCAGGAAAAUAUGUAAAUGUAUAUUCAGUUGAGGAAAGGGUCAAUAAAAAAAUUCAAAUAACUUUCAAACAUUGAUGAAGAUACAAGUGAAUAAACACCAUAUGCCUAAGUUGUAAGAAGAACAGUUUAAAAAAAAAGAUUUAACACUAUUAGUGUUUCUGAAGUAAGAUUACUGUUUUUGUUAGGUAAUUGCUGAAUUAUGAAAACCACUAAAACAAGAGUUAGUCCUGAAAUAGAUAUCUGUACAAUAAUUUACAAAUAGAAAACAUAUGGCUAAUGCACUUCAUGUUAUGCUUUUUUUUAUAAAUAAGAUAUUCAACAGUUCAUUUUAAUCAUAUUCUAGAAGUUGUUGUAACCUUGCAUAACACUUUUUACAACAUCUGUACCAAGGACUAGGCUGAGAGAUGUGCACAGAGUAUGAUUCUCUGCGAGAAUGUUAUUGAUGGAAGGAAAAGGAUGAAGACAGCAGGUGAACAGCUGUCAGUGUUGUGAAUUCUGGAAAUUUGCACCAUGGGGUUUGCAAUAAAACUUAGCUUGUUUUUUAUAUGUGAUAUUAUGUAAUGUUAUAUAUAAGUGCACUCUGGUCAUUAAAGAUUUAAGGUAUCGGUGGUGGUCAAACUCAUAUAUUGGAUUGUAUUUUAUGCAAUGAAAUCAUUAUCAAUAAGAUCAAAUCGGGAAAGGAAUGUCUGUUCAACUGUUGGUUUUUAAUACAUGCCUUUGUAAACUGUUUCAUUGCUUUUGUUUUACAUUUGUACUUCAGUGCUUGUGUGAAAGUAAACUAUGUUGAAUUGUAUGCUACAAUUCGUUCCUUGUAGUGUGCAAAUGUUUGGAAAUAGAUUCACAAUUGACUAUAACAAGUAAAUUUUAUUACCAGCUAUACCUGUAAGCAUAAAUGUUUUUGUUAAGGUACAGGUUAUAAAGUGUCAACAGUUUACUAAGAGUUGUGUGGAUGGCUGUCACACAUAUUCAGGCUUUAUUGUUAUCAUGUGUUGUUUGUAAAUAUUUGUAUUUAGUAUAUGUACUCUUGUUCUCCGAUUUUAAAUUCUGACCUAGACCAUAUGUACAGUUCACAAUAUCCUCCACAUCAUUACUGUCUGUUCAACAUUAAGUCUCUGUUUUUAUGUAAUUGUCUCCCUUUAGUACACCCAGUCCCUUGUUACUGUGUAUUCAUGUGUAGGUAGGAGCAAUUCUUAAAUGUAAUUAUUAGAGAGCUUUAACUCUUCAAAGUUUUCUCAUCUUAUUCUGAAGACAAUUUAACCUGUCUAUACAGGAACUUGUGUAGGAUAGACACUUAUAUAAAUCAGAUUUUGAGUAGAGCCUCUACAGUGAAACCUGUCUUAAGCCAAAACUGUAUAUGGACAUCUGUAAAAAAUAGAUCUACUAUUGGCAAUUUGUUUACAUUUUUGAAUUAAAACAGAUCUAAAACCUCUCUUUUCUGCUUAAAGAAAAUGAUUUUUCCUGUUGCUUGGUUAGACAGAUUUCACUGAUGAGGGAAACUAUUUAUUGUGUAUAUGAUACAAGAUUCCUCUAUAACAGUAUUCCUUCCUGUUUAUUAGUGUUUGUUUCAUCACAGUUGAUAGUUAAUUUUUGAAUAUCUUGUGAUUGAAAACAAAAUUAUUCUUCAAUUCAUCAGAUAUAUUUUUCACCUUCUAGUAAAUAUUUUCAUAUUGCAUUCAAGUCAGAUCCAGAUACAACUGCAGAAAUUAAGAAAAAAGACCCAAUUAUUUAACCAAGGAAGUAAUGGUCAGGUUCCAAAUCACUUUCAGGUUGUGUAGUAUGUAUCUGGGUGUGAGACUUGUCAUUCUAUGAACUUGUUCCCCUUUUGUUAUGGUUAUAAGAGUAUAGGCUAGUUAGCACAUGAGGUCAUGAGAGAAUGAACCUCACAAAUAAAGUGAUAGGAGGUUUGAGUGAGUGAGAUGUAUAGAUAUUAUAGUAUUCUUCAUCGUAUUAACUUUAUGUAUGGUCAAGUUUAUCUGUAAAUAAACAUUACAGUGUG